Messenger RNA from Sturnus vulgaris (Common starling), 5430 nucleotides. Lineage: Eukaryota; Metazoa; Chordata; Aves; Passeriformes; Sturnidae. The record is from RefSeq and is a predicted model, not a curated record.
GCAACAGCCUCGUCAGGGGACCGGCCGCGGCGGCCCCUUCGCUCUCGCCCGUUCUCGUCUGUCCUCGGAUUCCUUAAAACUGUGCUAUGAAUGGUGAUUCCGGUGUGGGGGUGGUGACUUCACCACCUCCAACAACAGCACCUCAUAAAGAGAGGUAUUUUGAUCGAGUUGAUGAAAAUAAUCCGGAAUAUUUGAGAGAGAGAAAUAUGGCACCUGACCUUCGCCAGGAUUUUAACAUGAUGGAACAGAAGAAGAGAGUCUCCAUGAUUCUUCAAAGCCCAGCCUUCUGUGAGGAAUUGGAAUCCAUGAUCCAAGAACAGUUUAAGAAGGGGAAGAACCCAACGGGUUUAUUGGCUUUGCAGCAGAUUGCGGAUUUCAUGACAACGCACGUACCAAAUGUCUACCCUGCAGCACCUCAAGGUGGAAUGGCGGCCUUAAACAUGAGUCUUGGCAUGGUAACACCAGUGAAUGAUCUGAGAGGGUCAGAUUCCAUUGCUUAUGAGAAAGGGGAGAAGUUGUUACGAUGCAAAUUGGCAGCUUUCUACAGAUUAGCAGAUCUCUUUGGCUGGUCUCAGCUUAUUUACAAUCAUAUAACAGCCAGAGUAAAUUCUGAGCAAGAGCACUUCCUUAUUGUACCUUUUGGACUCCUCUAUAGUGAAGUCACUGCAUCUAGUCUGGUUAAAAUCAAUAUUCAGGGAGAUGUGGUUGAUCGUGGAAGCACUAACUUGGGAGUCAACCAAGCUGGUUUUACAUUGCACUCAGCAAUUUAUGCAGCUCGACCCGAUGUCAAAUGCAUUGUCCAUAUCCACACACCAGCAGGAGCAGCGGUUUCUGCAAUGAAGUGUGGUCUCUUGCCAAUUUCACCUGAAGCACUUUCUCUAGGGGAAGUAGCUUAUCAUGACUACCAUGGCAUUUUAGUGGAUGAUGAAGAAAAGGUGGUUAUUCAGAAAAAUUUGGGACCUAAAAGCAAGGUCCUUAUUCUCAGAAACCAUGGCUUAGUGUCAGUUGGAGAGACUGUUGAGGAGGCUUUCUACUAUAUUCAUAACCUAGUGCUUGCCUGUGAGAUACAAGUACGUACCCUGGCCAGUGCAGGUGGACCUGACAACUUAGUGCUUCUUGAUCCUGGGAAGUACAAAGCCAAGUCUCGUUCCCCUGAGUCUCCAGCAGGUGAGGGUACUGUAUCCCAUCCCAAAUGGCAGAUUGGCGAGCAGGAGUUCGAAGCUCUUAUGCGAAUGCUUGAUAAUCUGGGUUACAGAACUGGCUACCCAUAUCGAUGCCCUGCUCUGAGAGAGAAAUCUAAAAAGUACAGCGAUGUUGAGAUUCCAGCUAGUGUCACAGGUUACUCCUUUACUAGUGAUGGCGAAUCAGGCAUUUCCUCCCCCCUCAGACACAGUUUUCAGAAACAGCAGCGAGAGAAGACAAGGUGGCUGAACUCUGGCCGAGGGGAUGAUGCUUCUGAAGAAGGGCAGAAUGGCAGCAGUCCCAAGUCGAAGACUAAGGUGUGGACGAACAUUACACACGAUCACGUGAAACCCUUGCUGCAGUCUCUCUCGUCCGGUGUCUGCGUGCCAAGCUGUAUUACCAACUGCUUGUGGACUAAAGAGGAUGGACAUAGAACUGCCACCUCUGCUGUCCCUAAUCUGUUUGUUCCAUUGAACACCAAUCCAAAGGAGGUCCAAGAAAUGAGGAACAAGAUCCGAGAGCAAAAUUUGCAAGAUAUUAAAACGGCAGGACCUCAGUCACAGGUUCUUUCUGGGGUAGUUGUGGACAGGAGCCUUGUACAGGGAGAACUGGUGACUGCAUCAAAGGCAAUAAUUGAGAAAGAAUAUCAACCAAAAGUCAUAGUGAGCACAACAGGACCAAAUCCCUUCAAUAAACUCACUGAUCGAGAACUGGAAGAAUAUCGCAAAGAAGUAGAAAGAAAGCAGAAGGGACCAGAAGAGCCCUCAGAAGAUGGCAGGCCACAGAAAGAGAAAAGCCCCCCUGACCCCAGUUCAGCUCGCACUCCUCCCAGCACACCAAUUAAAAUAGAGGAAGGAGAUGGAUAUGCUAAAGAAUACCUGUUACCAUAGUAAGUAUCAUUCCAUACUCUGACCUGCUUUUGUGCUUUGCUUCACUCUUGCAUCUUUGUUUACUAAGAUUUUUUUUUGUUUUGAUUUUUUUUUUAAAAAAAGCAGGCUUUUUCAGUUGAGAUGUUGAUUUCUUUAGUUCUCAAUUCCAUGUAAUUCCAGGCAGUUGCAGAUCUCCUGUUAAAGCACACUCCCCCUUUGAGAGAGACUGUGAAAGUCACCUUCCGUGUUUCCAUAUCUGUGUGUCUGAUUCCUCAGUUUAAAAAGGAAUAGUCUGAAGUUGCCUGGCAGAUAGAGCUGAAACAGCCCUGGGAGUUUCUCCCCCAACAGUUUGCUGCUGCCCACACAGCUUGGGCCUGGUAACAAAACAGAAGAGUUCCUAAUCUAUUCCAGUGCAAAAUCCACUGACGUGGCUUUAAAUUUACCCAGCAGACUUCUGCAUGGAAAUGGAUAUGGGACUACUCCUAUGUUUUGUGUUAACUAUAGGGAAUUCAAAUUCCAGACAAGGAAUAACAGCAAGUACUUGGUGGCAGCAACUUCUACAGCUGUUUUGGCUAGCUCUGCAGGGCUCCUUUGGAUUAUACUUUAAAGGAAUAAGGAUGUUUGUAUGUCCUGUUAUAUCCAAAAGUCAGUGUGUUUGUCAUAGGGGUGAAAGUCAAACUAUAUCGUAGACACUUGUGAUGUUACUGAUAAAGUUCUAAAACCUGAAAGUUCUUUUAAAUAGAGAAUUGUGUUUAACAAACUCUUCUAGUUGUAGAAGUUUUCCAGGACAAACAUACAAAGCUUAUUUUAGAGAGUAACUGGAAGUUCACACCAUGAUGUCUUUGGUUGGGGGAGGUUCUUUUGAAUGACAGUGCUCUUAGUAUACAACCUCUUCUCAGCUUUGGUUCAUCAUAUUGUUUCUGUUUAAGUGUAGCUGAAAUCAGUCAAGUGUUUUUUAAUUCAGUUAUAGACUAGUUUGUAUGUUUGUCCACAUCUUUGUGUUGAAAAAAAAAAAUCAAACCAAAACCCCAUAAACUUUUAUUUUCAUAAAUAAUGUGAAUUGUAAACACACACCAGUAUUGAUGUUAUGAUUUAAACUCUUAAGCCACAGUAUAUAUAUAUAUCUCUAUAAAAAAAGGGUGGGCAUGGAUGUAAACAUGAUUAUUUUAAAAAAACUUUUAAAAUGUUACUGAAAUCCAUCCAGCAGAGUAGCAGGGCAUUUAUACGUUGUGUGCUGGCUUAAUUGAAUGUGGAAUUUGCAAAUCUUCUGAAUUCCAGUAAAAUAUUGCCCUUAGCAAACUAGAUAAACAGAUUUGAUUCCAGCAUCACGUUAAUCUGUUUAUUAAGGAUGAUGGGAACUUGACAAACUGGGAAGGAUGGCAGUCCUGGGUUAAUGAGUUAUAAACCCAUUUGUAUUUAUUCAAUACUCAGGCCAGCUGGCAAAUGCUGUUUGAAUGCCUGUAGCUUCCUAUUCUUUAAUUUGGAGAAUCUCUAAUCCCUUUUUUAAAACUUCAAAACUAUCUUUUAAACUGAAUUUUAAAAAAGAAAAUAAAUCUGACAGUCUAAUAGGGUUCUGAAAAUUGGGCCAACUAAUGAAUAGAAUAUAUGUUUUACUUGGGAGGGACCUACAAUGACCAUCUGGUCCAACUGCCUGACCCAGCUCAGGGCUGACCAAAAAUUAAAGUUAAUUGUCGUAAUGCCUCUUGAGCACUGACAAGCCUGGGGCCUUGACCAGCUCUCAGUCAGUGGGAAGCCUAUUCCAAUGUCUGACCACUCUCUCAGUAAAGAAAUGAUUCCCAAAGUCCAGUCUGAGCCUCCUCUGCUGCAGCUUUGAGCCAUUCCCACAUGUUCUGUUACUGGAUCCCAGGGAGAAGAGCUCAGCAAUGGUUUCAGUUAAUUCCUGAAAAGUCAAAUCCAAAAACAGAGUAGUGAUGGUGAAGAAUUGUAACUGGUGUUUCUUAUGAAUUUGUGUCUGCCAUACAUAGACAGGCUAAACUACAGCUUCAGGAGGCAAUUUGUACUGUACAUAACUGCUUUCUCUUUUUUGCUCUGAUUUAAAUCCUGCCUGCAUUAUAACUUUUCAACUGCUAACUUGUGCAUUCUGAGUGUUUUGCACUGGAUACUAGUGUGUGGUGUUUAUUUAACCUAUUAGAAGUUCAUGGUGCUCUAGGGAAAACGUGUUUAUUUCCUAGCAGGUAUUGACAGAACACAGCCCUCUAAAAUAUAUCAGAGAAUUAUUAAUCCCAUCUGGCAGAAGUAAAAAGAACACUGUCAUUUUUAUAGGAAAAGUGUGAAAGUGUCAAGUAUUUUCUGUAAAUUCUUGUGAAAGCCUUCAGUCUUUUCCAAUUAAAACAAACAAGAUCUUGAAAGGAGGAAAAAAUAGUUGCCUUUCAUUUGUGCCUCACAAUGAGCAUGGCCUGGAUUUUGCUCUAAAUUCCUCCUUAUGUAACAUCAGUGGGGAUAGAUGUGGCACAGCUAACAGGACACUGCUCGGCUGCGGUGCACGGAGAGCAUUGCAGGGAACUCCACAAAGUGCUCCUUGCUGAACCCGUGCACAAAGAGGAGCCUUACCCAGAGCAUCCCUAAGGCACAGCGGUGAGUGGGGACAGUGUUGCAGUUGAGGGAGGAGCGGUUCAGUUCCCCUUUGGACACACAGCUACCACUGGACUCUUGAUGUUCCCUUUUACAGGGUGAGUUUGGCUGUUGACAUCACAUACAAUAAACAAAACAAGCUGUAUUGCAUAACCUGCUGAGCUCAUUUUGAUAAACUACAUGGAUUUUACUUACAGGAAUCCAUAAUAUGUACUCAUAUCUUGCCAAAAAAAAAGUGAAGCCUUUGUCAUAGGAAAUAAUAUUUUGAAGCAACAUCAGUUAGAUCUCAUGGAAGAAUAUUAUGAAAAUCCCUUCAUUGGGAUUAUAAAUUGGCAAGCCAACAAUUUAGAAAUGAAUGGAUUUGCAUAUAUGGGAUCUCUGCAAAUCAGCAAUUAGUUUUCUCUCUCCAAAAGAAAUAAGAAUAAAGGUAUAGAACUGUGAAACACUCUACCCAAUGCCAAUGAAAACUGUAGGUUUAAUUCCUGCUUUAUUGCACUAAAAUAUUUUACUGCCUGCAAAUGUCACGAGUAAAACAGGAGCGAGGUCUGAACAGUUACUUUCUUACUGAUGAAAUUCAGCUUAAUCUGUUCUGUGUGAAGCUUAAAAACAAAGAGAACUUUGCAAUAUCUUAUUUCUUCUGUGCCCAGAGCUGGAGAACAGCCCUAUUACAAAGGCUUCCAUGCCAAGUAAAUAUAUUAGUUUCUUAUAGAACGCACUCACCAUCCACUUGCUUCGCUUGCCCUGCUCCAGGGACACUUUUGUAAACUGACUGUCACUGUCUGUCCGU